This is a messenger RNA of Cuculus canorus (common cuckoo), 1080 nucleotides long. RefSeq names its product guanine nucleotide-binding protein G(q) subunit alpha-like. Gene Ontology annotation, molecular function: guanyl nucleotide binding; G protein-coupled receptor binding; GTPase activator activity. Bases 1 to 1080 code for a protein of 359 amino acids. Lineage: Eukaryota; Metazoa; Chordata; Aves; Cuculiformes; Cuculidae. Gene Ontology annotation, biological process: phospholipase C-activating dopamine receptor signaling pathway; action potential; adenylate cyclase-modulating G protein-coupled receptor signaling pathway. The record is from RefSeq and is a predicted model, not a curated record. The transcript is spliced from 7 exons. Gene Ontology annotation, cellular component: heterotrimeric G-protein complex.
AUGACUUUGGAGUCCAUCAUGGCGUGCUGCCUGAGCGAGGAAGCCAAGGAAGCCCGGCGGAUCAACGACGAGAUCGAGCGGCAGCUGCGCCGGGACAAGCGGGACGCCCGUCGGGAACUGAAGCUGCUGCUGCUGGGCACAGGUGAGAGUGGUAAAAGCACAUUCAUCAAACAGAUGAGAAUCAUUCAUGGAUCAGGUUACUCCGAUGAAGAUAAAAGGGGCUUUACAAAAUUGGUGUACCAGAAUAUAUUUACAGCAAUGCAGGCCAUGAUCAGAGCCAUGGAUACCCUCAAAAUCCCAUACAAGUAUGAACAUAAUAAGGCUCAUGCACAGUUAGUUCGAGAAGUCGAUGUAGAGAAAGUGUCAACUUUUGAGAUCCCCUAUGUAGAUGCAAUAAGAAGUUUGUGGAAUGACCCUGGAAUCCAGGAAUGUUACGAUAGGCGACGAGAAUAUCAGUUAUCGGAUUCAACUAAAUAUUAUCUUAACGACUUGGACCGCAUAGCAGAUUCGGCAUAUCUGCCGACUCAGCAAGAUGUGCUUAGAGUUCGAGUCCCAACAACAGGGAUCAUUGAAUAUCCAUUCGACUUACAAAGCGUCAUAUUCAGAAUGGUGGAUGUAGGAGGCCAACGAUCGGAAAGAAGAAAAUGGAUACAUUGCUUUGAAAAUGUCACAUCUAUCAUGUUCCUAGUAGCUCUUAGUGAAUACGAUCAAGUGCUUGUGGAGUCAGACAAUGAGAAUCGAAUGGAAGAAAGCAAAGCACUCUUUAGGACAAUUAUCACAUAUCCAUGGUUCCAGAAUUCUUCGGUCAUUCUGUUCUUAAAUAAAAAAGAUCUCUUGGACGAGAAAAUUAUGUACUCCCAUUUAGUUGACUAUUUCCCAGAGUAUGAUGGACCACAACGGGAUGCACAAGCAGCACGAGAGUUUAUCUUGAAGAUGUUUGUAGAUCUGAAUCCAGACAGUGACAAAAUUAUCUACUCCCACUUCACAUGUGCUACAGACACAGAGAAUAUACGCUUCGUCUUUGCUGCUGUCAAGGACACAAUCCUACAGUUAAACCUGAAGGAGUACAACCUGGUCUAA